AAUGUGAUAUGCCGUGGAGCCACUCAUCCACCAAAGCCAUUUUCUCCACCCGCUCUGCACCUAGCUGCCAUUGUUGACCAGAAACAAAGCCUCUGCUGGAUCUCACCUCUCGGCUGGAACUAGUACCCAUGUCUUCCUCCUGAGAUAAAAAUCCCCUUUUCCACAGGCACCGGGCAACACUUCGCAGCGCUGCAGCAGGGCUUCUUCUCCAGGGACCUGCUGCUUCUUGACCAUGUUUAGUAUGGUUUGACCAGUCAUCCACACAGUGGCAUCUUUGAUUCAGAUAAAUCCCAUUGGGUAUUUUGUUUGUAACUGCAAAUGGAUCGCCAAGCUAUUACCUCACGAAGUGAACUGGAGCAUAUUCUAUUUGAUGACAGCGCGGAACCAAAGGCCCUACCUUUAUCACUUCUGGAGCACAUCACAAGCGGUUUCUCUGAUGACAAUGAAAUUGGCGAUGGUGGCUUUGCAAGAGUUUAUAAGGGAAUACUUGACAAUGGCACAGUUGCGGUGAAGAAGCUUUCUGGGAUGGUUGAUAUUGAUGACAAGAAAUUCAGCAAAGAGGUUCGUUGUUUGAUGUUGGCAAAGCACAGAAAUAUAGUACGGUUCCUGGGAUAUUGCUCUGACACACAAGGUGAAAUGAUGAACUAUGAAGGAGAGCUUGUGUUGGCAGAUGUUCGACAAAGGUUACUCUGCUUUGAAUAUCUAUCCCAAGGGAGUCUUGAUAAGCAAAUAACUGAUACAUCUCAUGGACUUGAAUGGAGAAAGUGCUAUGAAAUUAUCAGUGGAAUUUGUGAUGGUUUAUGUUAUCUUCACCAAAAGCGCAUCGUUCACUUAGAUCUCAAGCCUGCAAAUAUAUUGCUUGACGAUAAUAUGAUGCCGAAAAUUGCUGAUUUUGGUCUCUCGAGGUGCUUCAAAGAAAACCAAAGCCGGAUUAUUACUUUAAAAUUGAUCGGAACCCUGGGAUAUAUGCCACCUGAAUUCUAUGGUGGACAAAUCACAUUCAAGUUUGACAUUUAUAGUCUUGGUAUUAUAAUCAUAGAGAUACUAACAGGAGAGAAGGGAUAUCCUAAUAUUGACAAGGUACUUGGGAGGUGGAGAAAUAAGUUGGAGAAAACACAGGGGGACACACAACUGGUACAAGUGCGAGUAUGCACUGAAAUAGCGAUAGAGUGCAUUGACUCCGACCCAGCUAAAAGACCAGAUAUACAACAUAUAGUUAAUAGGCUUGGUGAAACAAGAAGUGAAGUCAAGUCUGCUACUGAAACUGGGGCGAGUAGUAGUUCAUCAGUACCGCAGUUGGCAGCUUUGCCCCCUGAUCCCACAAUUGGUCAACUAUACAACAGGACAAAUCAAAACCAUCGAUUCAGUUCCAUGCUAGAUAACACCUCUAUUGUGCAGCAAGUUACUGACAGACGAGAAACAGCAUCAGAUGUGGAAGAAGCACUAAUCAUCGGGAGGAAUGAAGAAAAACAGAAAAUAGUGGCUACUUUAUCUGGUAGCAUCACACCCGAGAUGACUGUCCUUCCAAUAUAUGGCAUUGGAGGUAUUGGCAAGACAACCUUGGCUCAAAUAGUUUUCAAUGCUUCACAAUUUGCAGGUUACUCUCGGGUGUGGGUCUAUGUGUCCCAAAAUCUUGACUUGAAUAAAAUUGGCAACUCUAUACUAUCACAGCUAUCAGAGGAGAGCCACGUAGCUGAAAAGCAGAUGAUACAUAAUAAACUCAGAAAGGUACUUGCUGGUAAGAAGAUUCUUGUUGUCUUAGAUGACGUGUGGGAAAAGAAUCCAGAUACACUAAAAUCUUUGAAGGCUAUGUUAAGGCUUGGUGUGGGCAGCAUGGUGACAAUUAUCGUAACCACAAGAGAUGAAGCCAUUGCAAGGGAAAUUUGUCAUACAGUUGAGCCAUACAAGCUAGGGACUUUAACAGAUAAAUUUUGUUGGAAAAUAAUAAAAGAAAAAACUUCCUUUAAAGAUCGAGUCGAUAAAAAACAGAUGAAGCAUACGGGAAGGGAGAUUGCAACCAAGUGUGGAGGUGUGGCUUUAGCGGCUCAAUCGCUUGGAUACACAUUGAACGGCAAGUCAUCUGAUGAAUGGGAGUCGGUGAGAGACAAUUAUAUCUGGAAUCUAUCUACUACAGAUGACCCAUCAUCAAGAAAUCAUGAAGUGCUUGCAUCCUUGCUGUUAAGCUAUCACCAUAUGCCUGAAUGCUUGAAGUUGUGCUUUACUUAUUGUGCGGUCUUUCCAAAAGGUCACAAUAUUGUGAAGUAUGAUCUAAUUCACCAAUGGAUUGCUCUUAAAUUCAUCGAGCAAUGUAGUAUAUUUGAUUCUAUGCAGCUAUGCGAGAAAUAUGUUACACAACUUUUGGGGAUGUCCUUCCUUCAAUAUUCAAAGACACCUCUGAGUGAUGGUCAGAAGGACAAAGCUGUUACGUUAUUCACGAUGCAUGAUCUAGUGCAUGAUCUUGCAAGGGCGAUCUUGGCCGAUCAAGUUAACGACAAGGGCAGUACUGGGGGAAAUAGAUGCCGCUAUGCAUUGCUUACAGAUUGUAGCAAGCCAUUGCAGUCGUCCGUGACUUGUCCUGCAAAUAUAAAUGCGCUGCAUUUUCUGGGCUGUGGUAAAUUAAAACUUUGCGGUGAUGCAUUUUCACUAGCUACGUGCCUCCAUGUCUUGGAUUUAAGUGGAUGCCUUAUACAAAAGUUGCCAGAUUCUGUUAGUCAAUUGAAACAGUUGAGGUUUCUGUGCGCUCCAAAGAUCCAAGCUAAGAUGAUUCCCAGUUGUAUCACUGAGCUCUCAGAAUUAAAUUACCUCAACCUUAGAGAUUCCUAUUUCUCUGCACUGCCAGAUUCUAUUGGUGCUAUGAAAGGUCUGAUGCAUCUUGAUUUAUCACGCUGCGAGAAAAUAAAUGAACUCCCGGUAUCAUUCACAGAACUCAAGCAGUUAGUACACCUGGAUUUAUCAUAUUGCCAAGUGUCUGUAUCAGAAGCUUUUGGUGGCUUUACAAAACUUCAAUAUUUGAAUUUAUCAUCUCCUUUUAUUAAAGACGCGAAUAGGAGAGGGCUGUCAAAGGUAAUUGGUAACCUAAUCAAACUCAGGUAUCUAAAUCUAUCGGGGUGUGUGCACCUUAUGGCCCCAUCAGAAUAUCAUAUUGGCAUCUUUCUUGACUCUAUCAGCACCCUUUCCAAUCUAGAGCAUCUGGACUUGUCUCUGAAUAAAGUGCUUUUCAGUAUACCAGAAAGUAUUGGCAACCUCAGGAAGCUUCAUACAUUGAAUCUCUCAUGCUGCUACAAUCUAAAGAAGCUUCCUGAUAGUAUGGUUAAAAUGGUUAGUCUGAAGGUUGUGGAUGUGGCGAGCUGUUCUAAAUUGGAUGAAUCCGCGCUCUCCCGGUUAAAUGUUGCCUCAUUGCCAGAUUUUGUGGUGCAUGCUUCAAGUGAUAAAUGUAGUAGUAAUAUCACCCUGCUUCAGCAUACAAAUCCUGAUAGGCUGAUGAUAGAUAGACUUGAAAAUGUGAUGUCUCCAGAAGAAGCAAAGAGUAUAAAAUUGAUAGAGAAACAAAAAAUUAGUAAGCUGUCAUUUCAAUGGACCAGAGGUGCCGAGAUGGUUGUGGAUGAGAAGGAGGUGUUGGAAAAACUAGUGCCACCAAUCAGUGUACUAACAUUGUCUAUAAAGUGCUACAGCAGUGUCAGCUUUCCUGAUUGGCUUAUGGGUAUGAGGCAGUAUCUCCCUAACCUUUGUAGGUUAUAUUUGUAUGACUUUCCUAAUUGCAACAAACUACCACCACUUGGUAAACUACCAAACCUACGGUCGUUGAUUAUAGACCGUAUGGAGGGCUUGGAAGAGUGGAACACGGAAUAUACCAGUGGUGAUGAAGGUGCUGAUGAGCUCAUGUUCCCCAAGCUUCGAACAUUGACUAUCAAGCAAUGCCUCAAGUUGAGGAUAAAACCAUGCCUUCCUAGAGCUAUCAUCUCUUUGGAGAUAAUAGAUUGUGAUAAUAUGCUAUCAUCAAAGGGUGAGAGCCCAUCGCACCUCUCCCAUCUGAGUGUUUAUGACAGCGUGGUGCCCAUGCAUGAGUGGAGGUUGCUUCACGACCUCCCUGCCCUCCGUAAGUUAAGUAUUGACAAUUGCAGUGAUCUGACCACCUCAAGUGAGAUUAUCCAACACCUUUCCUCCCUCGAAUCACUGUGCCUCCAUUCAUUGUCACUAGACCAGGCAGAACUCCCGAGUUGGUUGGUUGAGCUGACGUCUCUGCAUGAACUAAGUCUAUUUAAGUACAGAAGCAUGACAUCAUUACCACAUUCGUUAGGAGAACUUACCUCUCUCGAGAAAUUGAAGAUCGAGCACUGCGAGAGGAUCAAGUCUUUGCCGGACAGCAUACAAAAACUGACCAAGCUUUACAUUCUUGAAAUUGUUGGCUGCCCUACACUAAGGAAGUGGUGUGUAUCAAAGGAGAACAAGAUGAAGAUCGCUCACAUCAACAAAAAGCUCUUGCCAAAGACGUGCAUGGGUGGAGGCUUAGCACUCCAUGGAUGACGUGGUGGAUGGAUCUGCCUGGAGAUUGGUCGCGGCGUCCAUGGAUCUGGCGUCCCGUCUAGAUCUGCCGCAGCGUGGUCUUGGCCGGCCGGCGGCGUGUGGAGGGACAUUGGUGAGGGGAUGCAAGAUCUCUGCCGGAGUACCAACGGCGGCAUACUUCUUCACGGCGAGGCUCCGUGCGGUUCCAGCAGCCAUGAGAUCGGGACGACGCGGCUUUCAGUGAAAAUCACGCCUGACUGCGGUCUUGGCGGACGAUGGUAGCGUCUCUGAUGUCGUUUCCUUUUCGAGGCAUCGUCGUUGCAGGUCACGUCAACUCGACCGGGAUGUUCCGGGGGAAACCCUAGAUCUGGGUCUACCAGAUCGGACGAUGACAGCGCCUUCGGUGUCGUUCUUCCUCCUGGGGCCAUCGUUUUGGAGCAAGUGCUGGCUGGAGGGACAAGGGGAGGAGCGGUGUUACAUUUACCGCAAGGCCGGCGACAGAUCUCGGUGGCAUGGCGUUGCGGAGUUUCGGCGACGGACGUGUGUGGAUGGAUACGUGUAGGAUGGUGGUGUUGUUUGGCGCCAUGAUGGCGUCGAAGGCAGCCCAGGCAAGGUCAAUGCGUCAAUAUCUGCUUUGGAGAUGGAUCAAUGAAGACAGCGGCGGCGGGCUCUGACAGUGCUCCAGACCGGUGUGUGCCCCAGACCCAGCAACACGGCUUGGUUGGGGCCUUCGACUUUAGAUGUUAGGCUUUGGUGUGAUGUUUGUUCGGUAUUCGGCUCAGACAAUCGGCACCCUUUCAUCGAGUGGAUAGGAAUAACGACAGAUGUUGCCAAGAUGAUGACUUCAGACUACCUAAUGUAUUACCUUGUAAGGUCUUUGUGAAUAAUUAAUAAAAUGACUGCAUGCAUCACCCAGAUGCAGAGGCUGGGCUCAUUCUCCUUUUCAAAAA
This is a messenger RNA of Triticum urartu, 5453 nucleotides long. The record is from RefSeq and is a predicted model, not a curated record. Lineage: Eukaryota; Viridiplantae; Streptophyta; Magnoliopsida; Poales; Poaceae.